AUGGUUAAGGGUUCCUCAGCGGACCCCACCAAAGUGUGUAUGGCCCAGCUGGAGGCUGCAGAGCAGUACCUAGCUGGGAUCUACAAGCUAGCUUGUAGUUUGCAGGGAAAAUCGGACCCAGCUAGCGUUGCAAUGUUCAGAGUCCGUUUUGAGGACUUAAAAGAGAUGCGUGACCUAUAUCGGGACGCCUACACGAGCCUGAGGGGUCUGUCGGAUGAGGAGUCCGCGCUGGAACAGGCUGACCAUAAUUAUAUAAAAUUCUGCGAGAUGGUCUAUUCCGUGAAAGUGAUAGCAGAGGGAUUUUUAUCGACUAGCAGCGGUACUCGGGUGGAGCCGAGAUCAACUCAAUUUCAACUACCCAAAAUAAAUCUACCGAGUUUCUCAGGUGUCUACACCGAGUGGCCCAACUUCGUAGGGUUGUUCGAUAGCCUCAUCCACAACAAUGAGGGUCUGUCCAAUGUACAGAAAAUGCAUUACUUGGUCGGCGCAUUGGAUAGGGAACCUCUCGCCUUAGUUAAGCACCUGCAGCUAUCGGAUAGUAAUUAUGCUAUUGCCUAUCAGCUUCUCAAGGAGCGCUAUGAAAAUAAGAGACUUAUAGCUGAUAAGCAUCUAGAAGCCAUACUGUCUACAUCAUUGGGACAGGGUUCAGCAGUCAACCUCCGUAAAUUUGUUAACGUCAUAAAGGAGAACAGUAUGGCUCUGGGUGCUUUAGGCUUUGAUGUGAAGUCCUGGAGCUUCUUAUUACUCCACAUCAUCCUUAGGAAACUUACCCAAGACCUUAGGAGUAGGUUUGAGCUUAGCCUCGAUGGUUCUUCUAGCACCAUACCCACAUUCUCCUGCUUGCUUGCCUUCUUGGAGAACCAGCUUAGGGUGUUGGAGGCUGUUGGUGGCUCCAGGGGUUCAGGCAACCAGGGGACUCCGGGGACUUCACAAACUAGGACAAGUCUUGCUGCAAUGGACAUUUCAUGUGUGCUCUGCAGGGGUAGCCAUAGCAUUUAUAACUGCGACACAUUCAACGCCAUGACACCUAGCCAACGUAAGGAGGUAGUCACACAGCAGCGCCUAUGUUACAAUUGUCUGCGCUCUCACUCUGCAAAUAGAUGCACAUCAAAAAGUAGGUGCUCAGUGUGCAAUGGUCGCCACCAUACCAAAUUGCAUCUUGCACCAUCAUCUUCAUCUUCAACGUCUCCAUCACAGUCAUCAUCAUCAUCGCCUCCGAUAGCUUCCACAUCAUCAUCAUCUAUGGUAGUGCCCUCUGAAAGUCUACCCGCAGUGUCUGGGCACUCGGCUGCAUCCCUCAACUCGACGGUCUCUGACGGUAGGGUGCAGAGCACCAUGCUGCUGGGAACAGCGAUGGUCGGAGUACUUGACUGUAAUGGUCACGUACAUAUAGUGAGAGCCUUGUUGGACAGUGGGUCUCAGGUAUCGAUUGUUACGGAGAAUUUGGCCCAGAAGCUGCGGCUUCCCCGUAGUUCAUCUGGCAGUUUGUAUGGUUUGGGAGGUUCAUCUGCUCAGCGGACCAAUGGCAGCAUUGAGAUCCGAGUGACAUCCCGUCAUGAUCGGUCAGCUCCUGGGUUGGUAACCUCAGCUGUAGUUUUAAAGCGCAUCACGGGUAAUCUCCCUACUGCUUCUGUGUCUCCACGUGUCAUGGAGCGGUGCCAACAUCUUACACUUGCAGAUGACAGGCUGUCCACCCCGGGUCCCAUCGAUGUCCUCAUAGGCGUGGACCUGUAUAGUCAGGUGUUCAAGGGUGGUUCUUACCAGUUGGGUGAAGGGUUUCCCACAGCGCAUGAAUCUGUGUUUGGGUGGAUUUUGAUGGGGCAAGCGCCCGUCAACUCUCAAGUGUGUAGUCUCAUGUCUCUGUCUUGCACGACCGACGAGCUGAACUCUACCUUGUCCAAGUUCUGGGAGGUAGAGGAGGUUCCAGCCACCGCCGUGCAAGAUCCAGAGAACAUUCUUUGUACAUACGCCUUGAAAAGGUUCUUCAACUUAGAGCGCAAGCUACAGAGAGACGCCAGGCUUCACCAGCUCUACAGCGCAUUCAUGGCCGACUACCUUGAAACUGGCCGUAUGCGGCCUGUGUCCACGCCUAGCUGUAACGAAAGGUACUACAUACCUCAUCACGGGGUACUAAAGGAGAGCAGCAGCACCACCAAACUUAGGGCGGUCUUCGAUGCGUCUCAUCCCAGCUCCACCGGUGUCUCGCUGAAUCAAGUUUUGAUGCCUGGUCUCAAGCUGCAACAGCACAUUUCGGACGUCAUAUUGCGCUUUCGCACAUACGCAGUCGUGUUCACUUGCGACAUAAAGCAGAUGUACCGGAAUGUGCGCAUGCACGACGACGAUUGUCGGUACCAGACCAUCUUUUGGCGCGAGUCACCGGACCAGCCCCUUCGGGAGUUUGAGCUGACAACCGUCACCUAUGGCGUAUCCAGCUCGGCUUAUCAAGCGAUCCGCGUCUUGCACGAGUUAGCCAACAUCAACGAGGUCAAGUGUCCAGAGGUUGCCCGUAUCCUUCGGGAAGACACCUUCGUUGAUGAUGUGGUCAGUGGUUGCGGAUCCAUUGAGGAAGCGAAGCUGUUGCAACAGCAGGUGGUCGAUGUGUUGUCACAAGGGGGUUUCACUGUUCGGAAGUGGGCCAGCAACCGUGAUGAGGUCCUCAAUGGCUAUCCUAGCGAUCAUUUGGAGUGUCCCUUUCGAUUCGAGGAAUCAGGGGACAACAUCUUCAAGAUCUUGGGGAUCGAAUGGAAUUCGGACUCGGACAGCUUCGUCUACCAUGUUUCACCCUUCGGGAGAUGCAGAAGUAAGCGGGAGAUUAUGUCGAAUGUUGCUCGUAUCUACGAUCCCUGUGGUUACUUAACUCCUGUGACCUUCAAGGCCAAGGCCUUCUUACAAGGUCUUUGGUCACACAAUUUAGGUUGGGAUGAACCUCUGCCCGAAGAACUCACUACUGAGUGGGCUUCCUUCGCAGAGGGCUUCGUCAAUUUACGGCUGCCCCGGAUUACAAGAUUUGUAUCGUCUGAUCAACCUCAAACCCGUGAGUUGAUGGGUUUCAGCGAUGCCUCGGAAUCUGGGUACUCAGCCGUACUCUAUUUACGCGUGCUAGACGCGUCAGGUGAGGCGACGGUGCAUCUUCUCAUGGGCAAGUCCCGUGUGGCACCCAUCAAGCAGAAGAUGACCAUACCGCGCCUCGAGUUAUCAGGAGCCUUCCUAUUGGCUCGCAUGAUGCAUCAUGUUUUAACGGUGUUGCAGAGUAAGAUGAUCGUCGACCACUCAAUUGCGUGGUGUGACUCCAGCAUCGCUUUGGCCUGGAUUCACACUCCACCGCAUAAGUUAGGGGUCUUUGAAGGAAAUCGGGUCUCCCAGAUUCAGGGUCUCGUUCCUUCAACUGAGUGGCGACACGUUCCAUCAGCGCUCAACCCUGCUGAUUGCGCCAGUAGAGGUCUUCGACCCGACGAAAUUGUCGGGCAUGAUUUAUGGUGGUCCCCGUCUUGGUUACGGGACGACCCUUCCACUUGGCCGGAGAACAUUGCGGUGAACUCGUCCAGUGCCCAAGUGCAUACUGGAACCAUUGCGAGCGAGGAAGAGGUAGUAGCUGUAGACCCUUCUUUCAUUGUCGGUCGCUACAGCUCUCUAUCAAGAACCAAGCGAACAAUGGCUUGGGUUUUGCGAUUCAUCCGCAAUGUUCGAAGUCGCAAUCAUCCGACCAAACAUGACCCGUUGGUCGUACCGGAACCAUUGACGGUUUCGGAGCUUGAUGGUGCCUUGCUGAGAAUGAUUAGGUUGGUGCAGAUGACUUCCUUCUCUGAGGAGAUCACAGCCCUGCGCGAAAAGAAACCCCUCAAGAGACUGACUCAGCUCAGUCCAUUUUUGGAUUCAGAGGGUCUUCUUCGUGUAGGUGGACGUCUUCGGCACUCCGGCUUGCCAUUCUCUGCAAAGCAUCCCAUCCUUUUGCCUUCGAAGCAUUGUCUGACCGAUCUGAUCGUCGACUACCACCACGUCACUCACAUGCACGCCGGACCUGCAUGCUUGAUUUCGGUGCUGAGCCAAAGGUUCUGGAUCCCUUCAGCGCGUCGUGUGGUUCGACACCGAAUACAUAUGUGUCACCGGUGUCACCGCCUGAAGGCUAGACCUUUGCAGCCGCUCAUGGGUGACUUACCUCCCAACCGUGUAGGCCAAAUUCGUCCCUUCCUGAAGGUCGGCAUUGAUUUCGCGGGGCCUUUCCUAGUAAAGGCCUCCACUUUGCGAAAUGCGAAGUCCCACAAGGCAUAUCUGUGUGUCUUCGUUUGCUUCGCCACUAAGGCGAUGCAUUUAGAGGUCACCACAGAUCUCACUACCGAAGCGUUCUUGGCAGCAUUCCAUCGAGUGACAUAG
Messenger RNA from Plutella xylostella (diamondback moth), 4371 nucleotides. NCBI's taxonomy places the organism in Eukaryota, Metazoa, Arthropoda, Insecta, Lepidoptera, Plutellidae. The record is from RefSeq and is a predicted model, not a curated record.